Molecule: messenger RNA, 697 nt
Organism: Mizuhopecten yessoensis (Yesso scallop)
Lineage: Eukaryota; Metazoa; Mollusca; Bivalvia; Pectinida; Pectinidae
Product: complement C1q-like protein 4
Exons: 3
Coding region: 92-697 (201 amino acids)
Molecular function (GO): protein binding
Source: RefSeq, a predicted model, not a curated record
AAGACCGCUCACACAACUUGUACACUUUACAGCCGAAUCCUCGACAACCGGGACAUUAUAACGUGUACUUUGAUCACACGGGGUAAUAGAAAUGGGACGUAUUAUACAGUUCAUUUGGAGCGUGAUGGUAAUGAUCGCCUUGGUGAAAUCUAAUGAAGACUUCGAAUAUCGCUUAAAACAGAUGGAACAGAAAUUUGCUUCUCAACUACAAGCCGUUCGUGAAGAUGCCUGUUCAAAUAGUAAAGGUAUAUCGGAUAACAUCAGGGAUCGACGAGUUGUGAACAAAGAAGAACCAGUUAUAGCAUUCUCCACCCAGCUCGGUCCAGAGAAGAACAACCUCGGUGUGCAUCAGACUCUUAUUUUUGAAGGAAAUGUUAUGAACGAAGGGUCAGCGUACAGUAACCUGACCGGUGUGUUCACCUGUCCGAAAGCUGGUAUGUACUACUUCUCCGUUACAAUAAUGGUAAGGGCUCAUGACGAAUUCGAAACAGAGUUGGUCCACAAUGGCCGCAAUAUAAUGGUGAACUACGCAGCAGGCGAAAGUCAAUUCAAACAGGCAACAAAUUCUGUCGUAAUUCGUCUUAAUGAAGGUGAUAAAGUGUGGGUCAGAAUACUGGAAAACCUUGGAAUUAACAACGGAAACAUACGUAUAUAUGGAGGAGGCUGGACCACAUUUACGGGAUUUCGAAUCCAAUGA